Molecule: messenger RNA, 630 nt
Organism: Mesocestoides corti
Lineage: Eukaryota; Metazoa; Platyhelminthes; Cestoda; Cyclophyllidea; Mesocestoididae
Source: the annotation of a GenBank genome assembly
AUGCAAGCCUGGUUGAGCUUCGCGCUUGUGCUGACGGCGCUUCGCAUCGAAAUCGUCACAGCCGAACUGCAGUAUGACCCGUGGCAGGAAGACACUCAAUUGGACAGCAUCAAGACUUCGGAUAAUGUUAUAUUCUUGGCGCCCUACCCGCGCAAAAUUCAAGGCGGCGAGUUGUAUGGAUUCGCGAACGCCGAACGAGCCUGUCGGGAGUCCGGCCAGGCGUUCCACGCCGAUGGCGGCUUCCGUGCCCUCCUCACCACGCACAAUCGACCGCUCUCGAAGAUUCUGCCCAAACACAUGUACAACUUGUCUGUUGUUAACAUCGAGGGCGAUUUGCUGGCGGAAACGUGGGGAGAUUUCAUUGAUGGGAAAAUUACCGAUCACCCACUGAUUGCAAUGGACGGCACAAAAGACCACAUCGGUCCCAGAUGGAGUUGGAAGUACUUUUGGCUGGGCGAUGGCUAUGGUAGGACGUGCGAGCACUGGCUCUCCAGCUACUUCAUGGACGUCGCCAACGUGUUCGCCUUCGACUACCAAUCCGGGCAGGUCGUCAACGAAAUCUCCUCCUGUUCGGCCAGCCUCCAUCUGCUCUGCUACUCCGUGUGUGACGAGUACGGCAGUUUCCUUUAG